AUGUUUAGUUUACGCCUGAUAUUGUUAAUUGUUUAUUACUGGUCAUUGAAAAUAACGGCCAAACAACAACCAAUUCAAAUGGUUACAUUGGGACGUCCAUUUCGUUUGGGCAUGCUCUAUGAUAUGCGUAGUAAUAAGAUAAUCGCUGGCGCUGCUCUAUGGGAUCCGCAAAAGUUGGCUAACAAUACAAGCACAUAUAAACAACCAUAUACUGGCUAUGAAAUAAUCGCUGAAGAUUCAUUACAAAAUAAGGCACACGCUUUAGGAGUCGAAGCUAGUUUAAAAUUAAGUCUACUUGGUGGUCUAGUCAGCAUUUCAGGUUCUGCAAAAUAUGCUGAGGAUUCUCAAAAAACAAACCAUGAAACUCGUAUGACACUAAAAUAUUCAACUACAACACAUUUUGAACAAUUAACAAUGAAACAUCUUGGUAAAGGUAAUCUGAAUCAUUCAGAUUUACAUAAUGCAGAUCUUGCAACACAUGUCGUUACUGGUGUGCUUUAUGGCGCCGAUGCAUUUUUUGUAUUUGUUCGUGCAGUAUCAAAUAAUGAAUCUAAAAAAGAAAUUAGCGGUAGAUUAAAAGCGAUAAUUAACAAAAUACCAACAUUUCGGAUCGAGGGAGAAGCUAAAUUAAAUAUGACCGAUCAAGAAAAGAAUUUCGUUGACAAGUUGAAUUGUAAAGUUUAUGAUGAUUUUCGUUUGAGUAAAAAUCCAAAUACCUUUAAUGAAGCUCUUAAAAUGUAUCGCCAAUUACCGUCACUGUUAGGUAAAAACAAUGAAAACGCCAUACCAAAAAAGGUGUGGCUCUAUCCAUUACAUUUAUUGGAUAAUAACGCUAUGCAAAUUGUUCGAGAGAUUUCAUCGAAACUGAUUGACUACUCAAUAUCGGUGAUUGAAAAUCUGCAUUCUUUGGAAGUAACAGCAUUAGAUUUAUCAAAUAGUGCGAUGUUUACAUAUUUUAAUCAUAUGAAAAAUCAUUUAUUGGAUUUUACCGCGCGAUUGUUGGAAUUGCAACGUGAGUUGAAAGAAAAGAUUGCAUUGUAUCUACCAAAACUACGUGGGAAUACUGAUAUUGAAGAAUCUGUUUUAUUUAAUUUGUUUAAACAAGUUGAUUCAUCGCCAUUUAAUAAGAAAAAAUUAGAAUCAUGGCUCAAAGAAAAGCGAGAAGCAAUUGCGAUAAUCACGACAUUGGUCGAAAAUCUCGUCAGAGAUAGUAGCGUAAAUAUUGCGAUUAAAUCAUCAUCACUAUAUGAAGUCAUUAGUGACCCUAGAUAUGAUUAUAUUUGCUGUCUUUCAUUUCGUUUCAUUGACGAAAAUGAUUCACAACUUAGUGAUAUGCACAAUUAUGUAAAUGAUAAGAACAAUCUUAACUCGUCGAACAGCCGUCAAAAACGCAAAGCAUGGUUUGAAGAUCGUCGUAUUACGACAAAAAUUCGCAAAAAUGUACAACAAUUUAUAGAGUUUGCUAAAGCGAACAGUGUUGAAAAUGGAAAAAUAAAAUUUAUUGUUGCUGAAGAAUAUUCAGUUGGUCAUAUUAAAGGCGCUGAACUUAUUCUCUACGAUGAUGGAUCAAAAAAGAAAGGCUUUAUCGUACCAAGUAAACCAGAUGCACCGUAUGCGAAAAAUGUUACAGACAAUAGUAUAACUCUUGGAUGGGCAGAUGCAGCUAGUGGAACCGAAAAAGUAAAGAAAUACAAAGUUAUGUAUCGAAAAUAUAGUGGUGAAACAUUAUUCGGUAAAAAUGAAAAUGAGAAAGAAGAAAAAUGGACUGAAAUUUACACAAAUGCAAAUCAAAAGAUGAUAAUUAUUUCGAAUCUACCAUCCAAAACGACAUUUGUAUUCAAAGUGCAAUCUAUAACUGCAAUCGGACUUAGUGCAAUCAGUGGUCUCAGCAAACUGAUAGAAACACUGACAAAGAAACAACCGAAAGGUGUGAUUCCCAAUAUUCCAGUCAAUGCCCGAUGGGCACAAAAUGGAGUGACCGUUGCUGGAGGCAACGGAUAUGGCGAUGCCACCAAUCAACUAUACUACCCUGUCGGUCUCUUCGUUGAUGAUGAUCAAACGAUUGUCAUCGCUGACUACUACAAUCAUCGUAUCAUCCAAUGGAAGAUGGGUGAUACGAAUGGGCAAGUAACAGCUGGUGGCAAUGGCAAAGGAAAUCGAUUGGAUCAAUUGAGUGGUCCAUCCGAUAUAUUGAUUGACAAAGAGACUGAUAGUUUCAUUAUUUGUGAUCGAUUGAAUCGACGAGUCGUACGAUGGUCUCGUCGUAGUGCCACAGCUCAAGGAGAAAUGCUCAUCGACAACAUUCGUUGUUGGGGAUUGGCCAUGGAUAAUCAGAGAUAUCUUUACAUCUCUGACACCGAGAAACAUGAAAUAAGACGAUAUCAAAUAGGAGACAAGAAUGGAACUCUCAUGGCUGGUGGCAAUGGCCAAGGUGCUGGUCUCAAUCAACUCAACGAUCCGACCUUCAUGUUUGUUGAUCAACAACAGACUGUCUAUGUGUCAGAUAACGACAAUCAUCGUGUGAUGAAAUGGAAUAAAGAUGCAAAAGAAGGAAUUGUCGUCGCUGGAGGUCAAGGUGAAGGAAAUGCUCUGACACAAUUGUCGUAUCCUCAAGGACUGUUCGUCGAUACGUUGGGUAACAUCUAUGUGGCAGACUCGUUGAAACAUCGAGUGAUGCGUUGGUCUAAAGGAGCGAAACAAGGCACUGUUAUUGUGGGUGGAAAUGGCUCCGGACAAGGAGCAAAUCAGUUUCAAUUUCUGCGGGGUUUGUCCUUCGAUCGGCAAGGCAACCUCUAUGUCGUAGAUUAUUGGAAUGCUCGUGUUCAACGAUUUUCUAUUGAAUAA
Rotaria sp. Silwood2 is the source of this 2844-nucleotide messenger RNA. Lineage: Eukaryota; Metazoa; Rotifera; Eurotatoria; Philodinida; Philodinidae. The record is from the annotation of a GenBank genome assembly.